CCGCACAGCGUGGCAGUGAGCGAGGGAAGAGAGGGAGGGGGGGAGAGAGGUUGCGAGACGACUUUGGACCUGAAGGGAGAGAUCCCAAACCCCCAUCUCAGCUGAUCGAUUCUUCUGGAAUGCUGGGGCAGGGCUUCUUCUGAUUGCACUCAAGCUGAUCCCCUUUUGCUCAAGCUCGGAGGAUGUUUGUUGCUCAACCAGAGCUUGGAGCUAUUCGGAAGAAGACUCUUUAAUCGAAGAGCUCGCGGCGUAGCGAAAUCACUUGCGAAUAUGCAGCAGCAAGGGGGGAACCCGGGUUCGCCUCGGUUUCCUAACAGCCCUAAUAAUCCCAAUGCUCGACCGCAAUUUUCACCUUUUUCAGCUCCUGGUUCAGUACCAAGAGCUGGACCGCCAACAUGGCAAGGUGGCGCCUCUGGCCCUCAGUUUCGACUGCAUGUUCCAGGUCAACCUCCUGGACCCCCUGGAGCACCGAAAACCCUGGCAGAUCAACUUCAGAAUCCCAUAUCUCCUCUGCCAGUAGGACCUCCUUCAGCUUAUCGCCCGGAAGGUCCUCCUGCAGGUUAUCAACCAUACAAUCCUACACCUCUCGUCUCUGGUCCAUUGCCUCCACCCUUUGCCAGGCCUCCGCCCCCCGGAGGUCCGCCCAUGGCAGGUCCUCCCGUCACCAUUCCAACCCCUUCUUUUUCUCCACCAAAUUUAGCUUCCAUGGGAGCAUCUGGGCAAGCAAAUUCUGUGGGGAGUCCUCGGUUUGGACCGAGUGGUAGCGUAAGAGCACCCCUUCAGGGAGCAGGGUAUGGUCCUCCAGCAAGAUUCCCAAUGAAUCCUGGGCCUCCACCACCUUCUGGAGUGUUCCCUCCCCCUCCAGGCAGCAGGCCAUCGUUUAGCAAUCCCUCACAGGCUCCUUCACCCCUGGGUCCUCAGUUUGGAUCGCCAUCAUCGCAGCCAGUGUCAACAGGGCAACAGUAUAAUGUCAUGCCACAGUCACCGAAGUCUGCGUCAACUAUCCCCCAACCUCCCCAGUUUUCUUCAAUGAAUCCUCCUCAAUAUGGAGCCCCUCUCUCGUCACAAAAUUUUUACGGUGGGCCGCCUCCUCCACCGACGGCAGGGCACUAUGGUGAUGGCCAAGUGGGCGCGUACAGCCACCCACCGCCAGCAAGCUCUUAUGGUGGAAAUUACCAUCAAGUGCAAGGUUUGGUCGAAGAUUUCCAAUCUCUUGCUUUGGUUCCUGUACAUGGAUCACCUGACAGCACUGUAGAUCCAGCCACACUUCCAAGGCCGCUUGACGGUGCGGAGGAAGUGAAGCCAAGUGGAAAUUUAAACUGUAAUCCUCGAUACUUACGUCUUACAAUCAAUGCUAUGCCAAAUGCUCAUUCUUUAAUGUCUCGGUGGCAUCUGCCUCUUGGAGCUGUUACUCAUCCUCUUGCAGAGGCACCACCCGGGGAGGAGGUUCCUGUGGUGAAUUUUGCAGGUACGAUAGUAAGGUGUCGACGGUGUCGUACGUACAUCAAUGCUUAUGUGAUGUUUACAGACGGAGGGCGCCGGUGGCGUUGCAAUGUGUGUUCACUACUAAAUGAAGUUCCUGUGGAUUACUUUUGUCCUCUGGAUGAGAACGGACGGCGUCGAGAUGCCGGCGAAAGGCCGGAGCUUUCCUGUGGUAGUGUGGAGUUUGUGGCUCCAACCGAGUACAUGGUUCGGCCACCAAUGCCGCCCGUGUACUUCUUUCUCAUUGAUGUCUCCCUUUCAGCAAUAAACUCUGGGAUGGUCAUGGUUGCUGCAGCGACUAUCAAAGCAUCAUUGGACAAACUAUUAGGAUUUCCUAGGACUCAGAUAGGAUUUAUGACCUUCGACAGCACUCUGCACUUCUACAAUCUCAAGUCCUCCUUGACACAACCGCAAAUGAUGGUAGUUGCGGACCUUGAUGAUCCAUUUCUACCACUUCCGGACGAUUUGCUGGUGAACCUGUCGGAGUCUAGGAGUGUUGUGGACACUCUGCUUGAUAGCCUGCCUUCAAUGUUUGAAAAUAAUGUUAACAUCGAGUCGGCUCUUGGGCCUGCACUGAAAGCGACUUUCAUGGUCAUGAGCCAGCUGGGAGGGAAGUUGCUACUUUUCCAGAGUACUUUGCCCUCUCUUGGUCUGGGAAGGCUGAAGCUUCGAGGCGACAACCCUCGCAUCUAUGGAACGGAUAAAGAGCACCUUCUUCGUGGCACAGAAGAGCAGUUCUAUAAACAAAUGGCUGCUGAUUUUUCGAAGUAUCAGAUCGCUGUUAACAUAUAUGCUUUCGGUGAACGUUACACUGAUAUAGCUUCUUUGGGUGUAUUAGCUAAGUAUACAGGAGGACAGGUUUGUUAUUAUCCUGCAUUCCUUGCCCUGCUGCAUGGCGAGAAAUUCAGCUAUGACCUUGCUCGAGAUCUUUCAAGAGAAACCGCUUGGGAGGCUGUCAUGAGAAUACGGUGUGGAAAAGGAAUACGCUUCUCAUCAUUUCACGGCCACUUCAUGCUACGCAGUUCGGACCUUAUGGCUCUUCCUGCUGUGGACUGUGACAAGGCUUUUGCUAUGCAGCUCCAGCUGGAAGACACUUUGUUGUCCACGCAGACGGUCUACUUCCAAGUCGCCCUGCUUUAUACCUCUUCAACAGGGGAGCGUCGGAUACGAGUGCACACUAUGGCUACUCCUGUGGUGAACGAGCUGUCAGAGUUGUAUAAAGCAGCUGAUGUAGGCGCUAUUGCUAGUUUGAUGAGUAGGCUUGCUGUUGAGAAGACGCUGCAAACAAAACUUGAAGAUUCUCGUCAAGCUUGUCAAAUGCGGUUGGUUCGAAGCUUGCAGGAGUACCGUAAGUUGUUUUCAGUUCAACAUCGGACAAGCAAUAGGUUGAUUUACCCCGAGAGUUUGAAGCUGCUUCCUCUUUACACUCUUGCUAUAAUUAAAAAUAUGGCACUUCGAGGUGGCUUUGGAGAUUGCUCACCUGAUCAAAGGUCUGCAAUGGGAUUUCAAAUCAUGACAAUGUCCAUACCAAGACUGCUGAGGUUGCUGUACCCGUCACUCAUCCGUCUUGAUGAGUACCUUUUGCAGGACUCGAGAGGUGAUGGUCCUGCGGGAUUGCCUGCUCCUUUGGUUCUUUCUUCAGAACAGCUUGACCCGCGCGGAGCAUUUUUAUUAAAUGAUGGGUUAUCAUUUAUUUUGUGGUUAGGAAAGGUUCUGCCUGCUGAAUUUGUGAAAGAUCUGCUCGGACCUGAGGCUGCAUAUACUACUGAUUCCACCAAGAUUGCACUAGUCGAACAGGAGAGUGUAAUCUCGAAACGGUUGAUGUCCUCUCUGCAAGCACUCCGGCAAAGUUGUCCGGCUGUAUAUCAACUUUGCACAGCAGUGAGACAAGGGGAGCAACCACUGGAAGGAACUCUUGUGCUUUCAAAUUUACUUGAGGACCGAUCUUCGGGGGCCACCGGAUAUGCCGACUUUGUUGCCCAGAUUUAUCGCCAGGUUUCGCAGAAAAUUUAGUGGGUUAUUGGUCAAAUUUGUUACCAUAAUCAAGGACUAGGGUCUGUAUUCCAAUAAUUUGCUGCUUUUUGUUUCUGAGGUGGACUUGACAUAGACUUUGUAUGUAGAAUGUGAAUCUCUAGAGUAGGUAUCACUAGUUGACACGGAAUUUGAGGUUCUUCCUAGAGCAUUGCUCUGUAUCAAGCUGUUGUGCUGGGUACCUUAAAAAUCGGCAGUUUUCUAUUUUCUAGAUUCGGGCUACUUCAUGCUGCAAUCAACCUCUCAUUACUUUCAUUUAAUUAGUUCUAUUACCACUGGAGCUGUGUCCUUCCGUAUAUAUUGUGCCCAUUGGGCGAGGUGCCUUUUUUAGCGGCAAAGAUAAUAAAUGAUCAACUCUAUGACAUCCA
Messenger RNA from Physcomitrium patens, 3881 nucleotides. Its product is annotated as protein transport protein SEC24 A. Gene Ontology annotation, cellular component: COPII vesicle coat; endoplasmic reticulum exit site. The record is from RefSeq and is a predicted model, not a curated record. Gene Ontology annotation, biological process: COPII-coated vesicle cargo loading; intracellular protein transport; endoplasmic reticulum to Golgi vesicle-mediated transport. Lineage: Eukaryota; Viridiplantae; Streptophyta; Bryopsida; Funariales; Funariaceae. Gene Ontology annotation, molecular function: zinc ion binding; SNARE binding.